GUGACGUGUGACAACGUGCGGCCGCCCCAUGACGCGCACUUUGUUGAUACUGCACGGCAGUGCGGCGCUGUUGAGUGUGCGCUUGUGCAGUGAAGACCUCAAUUAUUGUUUGUGUUUGCUUGUGGAAAGUGUUGUUUGGUGGGUGUGCUACAUUACUAGGAGAACUAGGGAGGGCGAGGUCAAAUAAAGGCAUCUUGGCUUAAGCUUUAUUUUUUUUUAAUGUACUACAGUGAAGUUCAAACUCGUGUCCGAUCGCUGCCAUCAGACGAUAAUAAGGAAAUUCACUAUCCUGGCUGCAGGCUCAUUCCAGUGAUUCUCCACGGGACAGAAACAAAGGCUGAGCCAUUGAAUCGCUUUGUUCCCUUGAAUCCACCAGGAUUUUUUUUUUUUUUUUUUGUGCAGUCUUGUUUGUAUUCUGUAAUUUGAGUUUGACAGGACAUCUGAAAUUUGCACUAACAAGAACUUUGGAUUGCGUUCAGAAAAAUACACUGCGUAAUGAGAUUUAAUAUACUUGGAGCGUUUUAAGAUAUUGUUUUUAGAAAUAUGUGUUUUUUAUUUUUAUUUUUUUUAAUUAAUUAAUUGAUCGUUAUUGCGGAUUUAUCUUGCGCUCUGUGCUGUCAAAUGUGAUUGGUCGUUUUUUUAACAAUAACAAUACCAAGGUGAUGUUUCAUUCGUCUUUGAUUGUGUAUGACUAUAAAUAUCAUCUGUAAUCUUUUGUACUGCCGCCGUUACGGUCAUAAUCUGGACGGAUCGGAUGUUUUCGUUUUGGAUUUGAAGCGUUUGUAAUAUAAAAUACCUGUGACGAUGUGGGUUAAUCCUGACGAAGUGCUGUUGGCCAACGCUCUCUGGAUCAUCGAGAGAGCCAAUCCCUACUUCAUAUUGCAGAGGAGAAAGGGACGUGGAGGAGGGCUCGCUGGGUUGCUGGUGGGAACCCUUGAUGUUGUCUUGGACUCCAGUGCCAGAGUUGCUCCCUACAGAAUCCUGUACCAAACUCCCGACUCCCUUAUAUACUGGACAAUUGCCUGCGGCGGCUCUUGGAAGGAGAUUAUAGAACACUGGGAAUGGCUGGAACAGAACCUGCUGCAGACUCUGUCUAUCUUUGAGAACGAGAAUGACAUCACUACAUUUGUUAAAGGAAAAGUUCAGGGUAUCAUAGCAGAGUACAAUAAGAACCAUGAUAUCAAGGAGGAUGAUGACACUGAGAAGUUCAAGGAAGCCAUCGCGAAGUUCUGCAAGCUGUUUGGGAUGCCGGAGGAGGAGAAGCUGGUCAACUACUACUCGUGCAGCUACUGGAAAGGCAAGGUGCCGCGGCAGGGCUGGGUCUACCUCAGCAUCAACCACCUGAGCUUCCACUCCUUCCUGCUGGGGAAAGAAGCAAAAUUAGUGAUCCGGUGGACAGACAUCACGCAAUUGGAGAAAAAUGCCACCCUGCUCCUACCUGAAAUCAUUAAAGUCAGCACUAGGUCCAGUGAGCACAUAUUCUCCGUCUUCCUCAACAUUAACGAGACCUUCAAAUUGAUGGAGCAGCUGGCCAACAUUGCUAUGAGACAGUUGCUCGACAACGAGGGCUUUGAACAGGACAGGUCUCUGCCUAAACUGAAGAAGAAAUCUCCCAAGAAGGUGUCUAUACUCAAAAGGGACCUUGACGCAAGAGCCAAGAGUGAGCGGUACAAGGCCCUGUUCCGACUGCCCAAAGACGAGAAGCUUGAUGGGCACACAGGCUGCACCCUUUGGACCCCCUUCAACAAAAUGCACAUUCUGGGCCAAAUGUUUGUCUCGACUAAUUACAUCUGCUUCACUAGCAAAGAGGAGGCCCUGUGCAGCCUCAUCAUUCCGCUCAGAGAGGUGACAAUAGUGGAGAAGGCUGACAGUUCAAAUGUGUUGCCCAGUCCUUUGUCCAUCAGCACCAAAAACAGAAUGACAUUCCUCUUCGCCAACCUCAAAGACCGGGAUUUCCUUGUCCAGAGGAUUUCCGACUUCCUGCAACAAACCACCUCGAAGAUCUGUUUUGAGAGGGAACUUACCGGGAGCUACAACAGUUCAGAUGAUGAGGUGUAUUCAAGGCAGAGUAGCCUCCUUUCCUCCAGCCCUCAGCGGAGUCUGGGCUCAGAGACCGAUGGGGAGCGCCAGUUCAACCUGAACGACAACAGCGUCCCGACGGCGACGCAGGCACUGAUGACAAUGUACCGCAGAAAAUCACCUGAAGAAUUUAACCCCAAAUUGGCAAAAGAGUUUUUGAAAGAACAGGCCUGGAAGAACCAUUUUGCAGAGUAUGGCCAGGGUGUUUGCAUGUAUCGGACAGAGAAGACCAAAGAGCUUGUACUGAAAGGCAUUCCGGAGAACAUGAGGGGAGAUCUUUGGCUUCUCUUCUCGGGUGCUAUCAAUGAGAUGGCCACCCACCCUGGUUAUUACGAAGAUCUGGUAGAGAAGUCCAUGGGAAAGUAUAACCUGGCCACCGAGGAGAUAGAGAGGGACCUGCACCGCUCGCUUCCUGAGCACCCCGCCUUCCAGAACGAAAUGGGGAUCUCUGCCUUGAGACGGGUGCUAACAGCGUACGCUUUCAGGAACCCUAACAUUGGAUAUUGUCAGGCCAUGAAUAUCGUGACUUCUGUGCUGCUGCUGUAUGCAAAAGAGGAGGAGGCUUUCUGGCUGCUUGUGGCUCUUUGUGAAAGAAUGCUGCCAGACUACUACAACACAAGGGUUGUUGGCGCGCUGGUGGAUCAGGGUGUGUUUGAGGAGCUGGCCCACGAGUAUGUGCCCCAGCUGUACGACUGCAUGCAGGACCUGGGCGUGAUCUCCACCAUCUCCCUGUCCUGGUUCCUCACAAUGUUCCUCAGCGUCAUGCCCUUCGAGAGUGCCGUGGUGGUGGUGGAUUGCUUCUUCUACGAGGGGAUCAAAGUCAUCUUCCAGUUGGCCCUCGCCGUGCUCGACUCCAACAUAGACAAGCUGCUUAACUGCAAGGACGAUGGGGAGGCCAUGACUGUUUUGGGAAGGUAUUUGGACAGUGUGACCAACAAGGACAGCACAUUGCCGCCGAUCCCUCACCUGCACUCUCUUCUUACUGACGAUGGGGAGCCACACCCUGAGGUUGACAUCUUCAAGCUUGUGAGGAGUUCAUACGAGAAAUUCGGGACCAUCAGGGCAGUUGUCAUUGAACAAAUGCGGUUUAAACAGAGGCUGCGGGUGAUCCAGACAAUUGAAGACACCACAAAACGCAGCGUGGUACGAACUAUUGUGACUGAAACAGCAUUUAGUAUCGAUGAGCUUGAAGAACUGUAUGUCCUCUUCAAGGCUGAACACCUGACAAGCUGCUACUGGGGUGGGAACAGCAAUCCUACAGACAGACACGACCCCAGCCUGCCCUACCUGGAGCAGUACCGCAUUGACUUGGAGCAGUUUAAGGGUCUUUUCAGACUGCUCUUCCCAUGGGCCUGUGGGGUGCACUCCAACUCGCUCGCAGUACGCUUCUUCAGACUGCUGGACCAGAACGGCGACUCCUUCAUCAACUUCAGAGAGUUUGUCACUGGUUUAAGUGUGUUGUGUCACGGAGAUCUGACUGAAAAAAUAAAACUGUUGUAUGAAAUGCACAUACUGGCUGAGCCAGCCGCUGAACAUGGGGAACCUGAUUCCGCUUUUGAAGCUACUCAGUAUUUCUUUGAAGAUCUCACACCAGAGACUUCACAAGGAUUUGAUUCCAGAUCUAAGAAUGAUAAAGAUGAUGGUUUUGUAACCGUCACCUUCAAAACAGAGAAAGUUAAGAAGACACUACCAGACUACCGGACUUACAUAAAAUUAUGGAAUCAAGAGGCUAAGUCCAAAACAGAAAAUACGAAGGAGCUGCCUAAACUAAACCAGGAGCAGUUUAUUGAACUGUGCAAGACCCUUUACAACAUGUUCAGGGAGGACCCCAAUGAGCAGGAGCUGUAUCAUGCCACUGCCACUGUCACCAGCCUGCUGCUGGAGAUCGGCGAGGUGGGCAAACUGUUCUGCAUCCCUGUAGACAAGGAAGACCCCCUGCUGUGCUCGGCUAAAGAGAACCCUCACAACCAGCAGACCAAGCAGAGAGACGCCUUCAUUCCUGGCGAGCAUAGAGACAACUUCAAUCCUGGCGAGCAGAGAGACAACUUCAAUCCUGUUGAGCAGAGAGACGCCUUCGUCCCUGUCGAGCAGAGAGACGCCUUCGUCCCUGUCGAGCAGAGAGACGCCUUCGUCCCUGGCGAGCAGAGAGACGCCUUCGUCCCUGGCGAGCAGAGAGACGCCUUCGUCCCUGGCGAGCAGAGAGACGCCUUCGUCCCUGGCGAGCAGAGAGACGCCUUCGUCCCUGGCGAGCAGAGAGACGCCUUCGUCCCUGGCGAGCAGAGAGACGCCUUCGUCCCUGGCGAGCAGAGAGACGCCUUCGUCCCUGGCGAGCAGAGAGACGCCUUCAUGGAAUCGAAGCUUUGCAGUGGCGGUGAGCAGCCUCUGUGCUCCCAGAUGGAGGACAUUAAACUCGAGGACUCAUCCCCGAAGGACAACGGCAUGUCUUCAGCCAUGCUUAUCUCAGACGACGAGACCAAGGACGAUACCUCCAUGUCCUCUUACUCGGUGCUGAGUGCCGGCUCUCAUGACCUGGAAGAGAAGCUGCAGUGCGAGGAGAUUGCUGACGACACUGUGCUGGUGCGCAGCGGCCACGGCAGCUCCCUGCCCCACAGCACUAGCAUCGACAAGGACUGGGCCAUCACCUUCGAGCAGUUUCUAGCCUCCCUGCUGACGGAGCAAGCCUUAGUCCUUUACUUUGAGAAACCUGUGGCCAUCAUGACUCGGAUCACCAACGCCAAGAACAUUCGGAAAGUUGGGAAGCAGGUCUCGUCCACUAGCGAGUAUGAGAUCUCCACCCUCUCUGGAUAAAAGAUAACCGUAUGCUUGGUAAAAGGAAAUAACCUUCCUUUUUUAAACAGAUGUGAAUAUGACACAAAUGCAGAUACAGGCACUGGUGUUUUCCUGUAAGUGGGUGUUGUGUUUCACCUGCUGUAAGACAACUGCAAGCCUGGAUGUUGGUUAAUGUAUUGAAAGUGAUUAACUGUUUUAUUUAUAUGCUAAGUAGAUUUAAAAAAAAAAAAGUUUGACACUGUAUUUUAUUAAGUGGGGGAAAAAGUUGUAUUAUCUGACUGUUAACAAAUAUUUAUCCAAUCUUAAGAAAUGCUAUUUCCCAGGUAGAGGGUUUGUAGCAGAGUAGUGUUGCGGUCAAGGCUGGUCAGCCGCAGGAAGCAAACCCAGAGACAGAAGCUGCAGUUUUAAAGCACUGUUGCGUACUUUUAUUAAAUAAAACAGAAUAGACAAAACAAAGAAACACAGCACGAGGGCCAAAAUAAAAUGUUCAAACAAAAUAACACUGAACACAAACAUUGCUGUCAGGCUGGGCACUUGCCUUCACUGAACAGUAGAGAAAGCACAGUUCACAAAUUCACCCUACACUCCUCCACCAAACAAAGGAUUUAUCCUUGCUUUUAUACCAUGUGGCUGGGUCUUUAUUGGUGAUCAUUUAUUCAGUCACGACACAACCACAUUCCACAUGUGUAUUCGGCAUGAAUGGAAUUAACCCCAUCCCUGCCAAACCAAAUACCCCCCCCCCCCGCCACAGGGUUAAUGUUUAUCUUUUGAGAGAAGGAAAUGCCAUCAGUUGAAAAUCGUUAUACAUCUAUACCGUACUAUACAAAAUCAGCUUGCUGUACUUUAUAUGGAAUAAUGUACAUUACUAAUAACCUCUUAGAUCAUGUAAGGCAAUGCAUUCUUAUGUAGUGAUCUACACCUGUUCUCCUAUUAGAAGCAGAUUAAGCCUAACAUUGUAUGUUCAGGACUGUAUCCAAUCUGAAUUGUACUUCUGUGUUUUAACUACAUACUGUACCCGAUAUGUCACUUUAUAUAGCUUUACUAUAUUAGCAGGCUACUGAAAUUAUGCUGCUGAAUUGACUCCUGGAGCACCUGCACUUUGAUUCACUGAUUACUUUGUUUUCAGAACAUAUGUUUAUGUUCUUGGGGGUUUUAUUAAGUCCACACUGGGACUGUUUUUCUGCUUUUUAUUACAGAAUCAUUCCUGAUAUUUGAAUACUGUACACCCACAAAAAACAGCUGAUCUCAUUAAUGAUUGUUAUUAUUUAUGCUGUUGUUGUUUUUAUGUUGUUGCUGUAGAACUAAAGCUGCAGUGUUUUUAUUUUUUAAAAGUUAUGUUCAUGGUGAAGCCACAAAAAUAUGAAUAUUGAAUAAACAGCUCCCAAAUCCA
Molecule: messenger RNA, 6259 nt
Organism: Acipenser ruthenus (sterlet)
Lineage: Eukaryota; Metazoa; Chordata; Actinopteri; Acipenseriformes; Acipenseridae
Product: TBC1 domain family member 9-like
Exons: 21
Coding region: 805-4887 (1360 amino acids)
Molecular function (GO): calcium ion binding
Source: RefSeq, a predicted model, not a curated record